Miscanthus lutarioriparius is the source of this 456-nucleotide messenger RNA. The record is from the annotation of a GenBank genome assembly. Lineage: Eukaryota; Viridiplantae; Streptophyta; Magnoliopsida; Poales; Poaceae.
AUGACGAGACACGCCUUGGAUUUGCAGGGAAAACGGGAUGAGGAAAAGCCAGGGGAAGGAGGAGGGGAGAAGGAGGAUGGGCAGCGUACCUUGAUUGGCGCAAGCGGUGGCGGCGCUCGUCUUCGGCGGCAGCGGUGGCGGCGGAAUCGGAGUCGGGGGUCACCUACGGCAGCGGCGCGGCGCUCGUGGAGUCGGGGCGAGGCGGAGGCGGAAAAAAGGACGGCCACCGCUUACGGGAACUGGGAACAACGGAAGUCGGUCUCGGUGACAGGUGUCAACGUGUCAGGUGCGGCUUUUGUUGGCCCGACCUCCCGAGGGGGACACCGGAGAGCGGAGACGAGUGGCCAGGGGUCGUCUCUUUUCCUCCUCUUUGGCAAGCGUGUGUAUAGUAGCAUCUCUAUUAGAUUAAGAAAAACAAUCCUAUUUUUUCUUAAACAUGACAUAUUUAUAUAUUAA